This is a messenger RNA of Phycomyces blakesleeanus NRRL 1555(-), 534 nucleotides long. RefSeq lists its product as hypothetical. The coding region runs from base 1 to 534 and encodes 177 amino acids. The record is from RefSeq and is a predicted model, not a curated record. Lineage: Eukaryota; Fungi; Mucoromycota; Mucoromycetes; Mucorales; Phycomycetaceae. The transcript has 2 exons.
AUGAGCAAUAAUAACACUGCAGAGAGACUAGGUUCCUUGGAAUCUAGUGUCAAAGAGCUCACCGAGAGAAUGGAUAUUUGCGAGCAGAAAAUCGAUGAUUUAGCUUCUGGCUUUGACAAUAUGAAGGUAUCUGAUCCUCACUCUGGAGUCUACCCUACACCAAAACGCAUCAACGGUAGAGAUCAACGGUUUGAUACUAUCAAAGAUAUUAUACAGAAGGAGUCCAAGAUAUCUGCGGUCCAAGCCGAACUUCGACUGGAAAAUUUCGUUCCAGUUGUACACGAACUCUUGAGGACCUACAUUCAAAAAAUUCGAAACACUCGAGCAAGAAUUCCUCUCCGCUGGAGUGAUGUGAGCGACGACGACAAGGAAAGGAUAUACCAUUUAAUUGAAGAGGGCGCAAAUGAACACAAUAUUACGUUGAAUCUUUGUGAAAAGUCUUGGGGAGCUAGGUGUUUAGCGCAACCUCAAUGGGUCAAGGCUCGUAAUGCUGUAUUUUCUAUGGGAUCUGGCAACUCGAAGACUUCAAAAUAA